UUCUCAGGCUGCAAAGUCGCACGCUGGGUCGAGAUAAGCGACUACAACAUAGCUUGCAAGCUAUGAGUGCAUCUGCUGCGAAAAAAAUAUUUCGAAAGGGCAAAAAGCCAGAGCAAGGUGGUCCACCCCAUAAACGGCGGAAGCUCGACCGAUCACAGCUGAGCUCCGGAUCUCCAGGCGCGGCCCUCGUGUCCUCACAAGACACGUCUACUUCCGCUUUUCCAAGAGGAAAUUCAACUACAGUUAUCGAUCCUGAACUAGCUGUCGACUUCACCACCUCAGAAACUAAAAAUGGCGAGUCCCUUGCGACGCUCCGCAAGAUGAUUUUCGGACGACUAGAGUAUACGUCUGCCCAGAAGGAUCCAGGAAAAUACCUCGCAAUCGAUUGCGAGAUGGUGGGCGUAGGCAUCGACGGCGAGGAGUCGUCGCUUGCGCGCGUUAGCAUUGUGAAUUAUUGGGGCACAGUGCAGCUAGAUGAGUUCGUAAAGCAGAAGGAACGUGUUGCAGAUUAUCGGACUAAGUGGAGUGGCAUACGCCCUUCGGAUAUGGUCAAAGCUAAGCAAUUCGAGGAGGUGCAGAAAACAGUCGCGGCUUUGACCAAAGAUCGCAUCAUAGUGGGACAUGCCGUGCAUAACGAUCUCAAGGUUCUAUUACUAUCGCACCCAGGUGCAUACAUACGGGACACGCAACGCUUGGCGGCAAAACACAACGUAAUCAAUAGUAAACGCCCUGCUCUUCGCAACCUUGUAAAACAAGAACUUGAUGUUGUUAUCCAGGGAGGGGAGCACUCCAGUGUCACAGACGCUAGGGCAACGAUGGCUGUGUUCCGGCUACACCGAAAAGAGUGGGAAAAGGGAUUCAAACCGUUGCCCGCACCUAGAGCUGGUGCAUCAAAGAAACGGAAAUUUGAUGAGAGUAGCGAACCAGCUGAACCUACCCCACCAGGUAGAGGGAGGAAGGGCGUCAGUUCUGGACUUUCUACAAUAGUGAAACGGACACCGCAGACGAGAUCCAAAUCUACAGUAAAGACUGCUAGCAAUAAUUGGUGGACCACCCUGGGUGCCAGCGGCAUCGCAGGGAAGGGUUCCAUGAAGCUGUAGCAUUAUCAUUUUUCGUCUUAUUAUCUACCACAGGUUUCCCGCUAUCGAAUACCGGUGGUUCACUGCUUUCAAUUGACCAGCAGUUUUUUAGACGGAUUUGGCCGUGGCAGCUGGUGCUGCGCCCUGUACUCGUCUCCCCAAGUUGUGAGUGCCGAGAACUGCAUGAAUGAGAAAAAGCGCGCCGAAAGCUG
Molecule: messenger RNA, 1291 nt
Organism: Suillus fuscotomentosus
Lineage: Eukaryota; Fungi; Basidiomycota; Agaricomycetes; Boletales; Suillaceae
Product: ribonuclease H-like domain-containing protein
Exons: 6
Coding region: 63-1100 (345 amino acids)
Biological process (GO): rRNA processing
Cellular component (GO): nucleus
Molecular function (GO): 3'-5' exonuclease activity; nucleic acid binding
Source: RefSeq, a predicted model, not a curated record